CACCUGGCAGAGAGUGGACAACGGCUGCUGCACUCUGUUGCUCAGUCUGUCGGUCUCUUGUGCUUCUUACUUUCCAUUUUCACUCACACUCCUCUGCCUCUCUGCUAUUUUUUUCGCCCUCCACCAGCCCUGCCCGAGUAGGCUCCUACUACGCCCGCUCUCGACGAUCUGAUCUCCGCUUCUGGCCCUCAUUCCCGCUCUCUGCUUCGUCUUCGUCUUCUACCCUAGCCGCCUGCGAACCCGCUCCCCUCGAAUUCGACUUGGCUUGCUCGCUCUUAUGUCCGAGGCUUGUCACCCCUGUUUCCUCCAUGUCACAUCCACUGGUGGCAGCCGUGUGGGAACAGCUAGGGCGCCGUGAUCUAGCGAAUAUCCUUCGCGAAAUUAUCGGCGAACAUGUGCUAGACAUCGCGGUAUCUCAGCCGGACGGCCAGUCCGCCUCCAUCGAACCACUCACCCGAACCGUUUUCUGGAUAAAGACCAUCUUCGAUGCGCAACGAACCUACCUUCAGGGCCUGGCGAGUGUCCACGAAUGCCACCCCUACUUCCUUCCUUACCUACUGCCAUCGGAGACGGUCUUCUCGACAUUGAUGUACCUGCUGAAGGUGAAGCUAGAGCUUUUCCCUUGCAACCGGCCAACCGAUCCAGAACUCGUCGGCUACCGACAUCUGAUCGCGCAUACUCUACUCGCUGGUACUCGAGUCCUACUGCUGCGCGGAGAAUCCAUUAACACUGAUAAGAAGUUUCGGUUCGAAAAAGCGAUGCGAGCUGCCUGGCGGAACUCGGACCUUUCAAAUGUUGAGCGGUUCCUCAUUAGUGAUCUCCUCCCCAAAGCAAUCGACUCUAUCGGCUCGACUGAGCUGUCAGCGACCCAGACACUUACAAUCGAUCGUGGAAAACCCUAUCUGCCGUCGUUCGCCGCAGGGCUGUAUCCAGUUUCGGGGGCGCCGGAGACCCUCAUCACAGACCUCCUAACAGGACUUAUGAAAAGUAAUGCCGACCAACUGGUUUCCUUCAAUUUGCUUCUCGACGUCCUCUGGGCAGUAGAUUCUGCCCUCAUCCAGUGUCACAUAGAUCGCCGUCGGAUUUCCCAAGAGCAAGGAUAUACGAGUUCCGCAGCGCUAAAGGUAGACGAGGCCUUCAAACAAGCACAAGAAGUCAAGAAGAAGUUGACUCGAACGGUACUGGCGGCCUACGAUGAUGAAUUCAAUACGGCGCCGCUUCAGGUAUUCGCCACCACUAUUCUAACGCAGACGGCCGAUGAUAGUCCUCCGCUACAAACACGAAGGAUUCGAGAUACUUGGUCGCAGCUCGCCCGCAUUCGGGAAUCAUGGGAACGGGCCCUGGGCCAAUUCGUUCGGUGGCUCAUCAACCGGCGGGUACAGAUGUGGGAUUGCAAUGGUGAACUCGAAGCAUUUUCGCACGACUAUCAACAGCAUUUGACCCAAUGGUUGCAAAACUCAUCGGCCGCCGACUUUGACCCCACGGCACCGAUCAAAACAGGCCGUUCUAGCACGGCAGUCUACGUCGUCAACUGCCCUGCGGUGCACCCUGUGCCGGGCGCAAUGUUGGAAGAACAAUUGAGAAGCCAUGAUCGAAAGGCUUAUGAGCAAUUCCAAGGAAACCCCGAAUUUCUGACAAUGGAUGUCACAUGCCCUCUAUGUCCUGGCAAAGCCCGUAUCCAACAUGCUCGUAUGAUAGAGCCUCUCGAACAGGUUUCUGACGCCCUACACCUCUUCUCGGACUCGGACGGUGAGGGACAGCCGUCUCUUCCAGACUCUGCUUCUCGAGCGACCACUUCAUGUUCGAGCUCGCUCAGCCAUUCUACAAGCCACUCAUCCCGUCUUGACUCGGUGGAGAUAGUGAAAAGUCCGACCUCACCAACACCUCCUGUGACAGCUGUUUCGAAAGCAAAUGGCAAGACUCCUAGUGUCACAACGUCAGAAAUCUUCAACCCCGUCUUGUCGCGAAGUCGGACCGACCAGUCAUUUGACAAGCAAGCGAUCAAGACUCUUUCCCGUGAUCUCAAGAAUGUGAAGAUACCUUUCUCGAGCGGGACUUCACUCUUCCGAAGAAACUCCUCGAAAGGGCAGCAGUUACCUCGCCAGCCCCGGUUUUGUUUCUCAGCCACCGGGAGCUGUCUGCUCUUCUGGGGUGCCGGAAGUAACUGGGUCAUGCGAUUUGAACUAGGCCAAGGCGAGGGCAAAAAACCGAAGAGUCACAAAUAUGACAUUCCGGGCGUGCAACAGGCUGCAGCAGGAGAUCAACGAUGUGCCGUCAUCGCUUCAGUAGGACAGCAUUACGAGCUCCUUGUUUUUGAAAACGACAGUGAUAUCCCAGAAGCCUAUUUGACUAUCGAGACUGAUCAUCAAUCAUUACCAAUUAGUUGUAUGGUCAUGUCUCGUAACGAUAGAUAUGUUGCCUUCACACUCAGAGACCAAGUUCGCGUCUAUGAGAUUUGCACCAGGACUAUCCAGAGAGUCUCCCUCGGCAGUGGAAUGGACCGCGUUUCGGACUUGGGCAACCGAUCCUUGAUGGGCUCGUUUUCUGGUGCUAAAGAGUCUGGCUUCGAGGCCCAGCGACAAGAGGCCGUGAUCGAAAGGAAGCUUCAAUUCUCUGCCGAUGGCAAACACUUUGUGAUUGCUACCCAUCUGGGUGAUCACUAUGCUUAUGUCGACGUCUGGAACUGCACGUUCCAGCAAUGGAAUAUAGUCCCUGAUAGCUCCAAGUCCUUCAAGCUUCCUUCUUGGACGACGAAUGAUGGGGAUUUGACUGGCGUGUACUACGAUAGCUCUCAUCAUGCGGUAUUAUUGACCGCAUUCUUCGGCAAGGAAUAUCCCUUGUCAUUUUCCAUGACAGACAACAAAAUCACCAAUGAUCCGUUCAGUACACGAAUCGUACAUGCAGCACAGUCACCAUCCGGCUCUCGCUUUAUAAUCGCAAAUGGCAUGUGCGAUAUCUAUCUAUGCGAUGCGAAGGCCUCUGGUGGUAUUAAUCGUUCCCGGUUGAAAAAGGCAUCGUACAAGAUGAAUCCAGCGGUAUUUCGGCCCGGACAACUCGCACUGGCGUUUCCCCAGGAGUAUGAAAUGUUAGCCUUCUGGGUGAAGACGGGAAAGUUGAUGCUGAGGACCGUGCGAAUGCAGGGGGGCAUUGAAAGCGUCAGUGAUUAUGACCUGCGACCCGACUAUGAUCGGCUGGUAGUCGAAAGACCGCCUGUUGCCGACUUUCAAACACAACGCAGACGGCAUUCACUAUUGUCGCAUGAACUGGUGGCGGAGAUCGAUGGCCUACCCUCAAUACCUCGGCCAGACCUACCCGAGCUGUCAUCCACAUAGGAAAAGAUUGACCGAGGGUGAGGUCUGAGUUCGGGGAGU
Molecule: messenger RNA, 3371 nt
Organism: Aspergillus japonicus CBS 114.51
Lineage: Eukaryota; Fungi; Ascomycota; Eurotiomycetes; Eurotiales; Aspergillaceae
Exons: 5
Coding region: 309-3332 (1007 amino acids)
Source: RefSeq, a predicted model, not a curated record